AUGAUUUUGGAAUGGCUAUGGAAUUUAGCUGGUCUUGGUUCAUUUCUUCCGUUCCCACUGCAAUUCUGCAAAACUCUGCAGUGCGGUGUGCUCUUUGAGACACUAUCGUCUCUCAGUUUCCAGAGGGCCUUCUGCUCGAAGAUGGGAGGUGGUGCAGUUCCAAGCCUUUCAAAUGGCAAUCUUGCUGGACAGCCAGAUCCACAGAGGACCUACCAGGUUGUCGUAGCUGCAACUAAGGAUUGGGGUAUUGGCAAAGACGGGAAAUUGCCUUGGAAACUGCCUUCUGAUCUCAGGUUCUUCAAAGACAUUACCUUGAAUACAUCUGAUGCUGGGAAAAAGAAUGCAGUCAUAAUGGGUAGGAAAACAUGGGAAAGCAUCCCGCUUCAGCACCGCCCUCUGCCUGGACGUCUUAACGUUGUACUCACUCGUUCUGGGAGCUUUAAUAUUGCAACUGCUGAGAAUGUUGUGAUAUGCGGAAGCAUGAAUUCUGCAUUGGAAUUAUUGGCUGCAUCACCUUAUUGUCUCUCUAUUGAGAAGGUCUUUGUCAUUGGAGGUGGCGAAAUAUUAAGGGAAUCUCUUAAUGCCUCAAAGUGUGAUGCUAUUCACUUAACAGAAAUUCACACCAGCUUUGAAUGUGAUACUUUCAUUCCUGCCAUUGAUUACUCGGUAUUUCAGCCUUGGUAUUCAUCUCCUCCUGUUGUGGAAAAUGGCAUACGGUAUUGUUUUACAACUUAUGCUCGAGUGAGGAGUUCAGUCGUUGACUCCCAGAGUGGAUCUGAUGCUCAAGUAUCUAGUAACGGUGUGGAAAACAGUAAGUUUGAGAUAAAGAAGUUCUCGUUCCUCCCUAAAACUGUAAUUGAGAAGCAUGAGGAGUUCUUGUAUUUGAGAUUGGUCCAGGACAUCUUAUCAACUGGCAAUUCAAAGGAUGACAGGACGCAAACUGGUACUUUAUCUAAAUUUGGCUGCCAGAUGCGGUUCAAUCUUCGUAAAUCCUUUCCACUUCUGACAACAAAGAAAGUGUUCUGGAGAGGUGUUCUUGAAGAACUUCUUUGGUUCAUUAGUGGAUCAACCAGUGCCAAGGCGCUUCAGGACAAAGGAAUUCAUAUAUGGGAUGGCAAUGCAUCAAGGGAUUACCUUGAUAGAAUUGGAUUGAAGGAUAGAGAGGAAGGUGAUUUGGGCCCCGUAUAUGGGUUCCAAUGGAGGCACUUUGGUGCGAGGUAUACUAACAUGCAUGCGGACUACACUGGCCAAGGUUUUGAUCAGCUGUCCGAUGUUAUUGAUAAGAUCAAGAACAACCCAGAUGACCGUCGUAUUAUACUCUCAGCUUGGAAUCCUGCUGAUCUCAAACUUAUGGCUCUUCCUCCUUGCCAUAUGUUUGCUCAGUUUUAUGUGGCAAAUGGGGAGCUGUCAUGCCAAAUGUAUCAGCGUUCUGCUGACAUGGGCCUUGGUGUGCCGUUCAACAUUGCAUCUUAUGCACUCUUGACGUGCAUGAUUGCUCAUGUUUGUGAUCUUGUCCCUGGGGAGUUCGUACAUGUGAUUGGCGAUGCUCAUGUAUAUGUGACUCAUGUAAGGCCUCUUGAGGAGCAACUUAAGAAAUCACCAAGGCCUUUCCCGAUCUUGAAGAUCAAUCCAGAGAAGAAAGAUAUAGACUCUUUCUCAGCAUCUGACUUCAAGCUAAUAGGCUAUGACCCCGAACAGAAGAUUGAAAUGAAGAUGGCAGUUUAA
This is a messenger RNA of Linum trigynum, 1725 nucleotides long. NCBI's taxonomy places the organism in Eukaryota, Viridiplantae, Streptophyta, Magnoliopsida, Malpighiales, Linaceae. The record is from the annotation of a GenBank genome assembly.